Linum trigynum is the source of this 5193-nucleotide messenger RNA. The record is from the annotation of a GenBank genome assembly. Lineage: Eukaryota; Viridiplantae; Streptophyta; Magnoliopsida; Malpighiales; Linaceae.
UUCACGACCAAAUCUUGCCGGAAAAUUUCAAAUCAUUGCCGGAAACACCCGAAACUCCAUCGUUUUUUCGAUUUUACCCCCAUUACUGGUGCGCAAAAACAAAACAAAAAAAGUCAUACCCAUUCUCCCCUCAUCAAAACCGGCCUAUGCUGAAAUUUUGGGGAGAUUUUGGGCAACUUUUGUCCAGUCAAUUCGCCGGCGGCAAGUCUCCGAUGAGCUUCCGACGAAGCUCCGGUGACCACUCUCCGGUCUGGUUUUCGGUCGUUUUUUGCAUUCUUGCCCACACUUCACUUCCUCCUACGUCCUACUUGCGUCUCUAGGUUGGUUUUUCAGCUUUACCUUAUUAAUUUGUGGAGAAUCGGAUUAGGUAGUGAAGUGAGGAAAAAUUGUGUGCUUUGAAUGUUGAACCUAGAUUUAGGUCGAGGAAUUAGGUGAAUUAGGUCUAUUUAAUGAUGGAAUGUUUUUUGCAUGAGCUUAGUUGAGCCUUGGUGGGCGUGUUUGAUCCGAAUUGCCUUUAUUUUUAGAAUUUGCCCACCAAGUGCUAUGUUAUGAAUGCAAGUGGAGUUUAUGCUUGUUUGGUGGAUGGUAGCCACCGUGGUUUGGGUUGUGGUUCAAAUUUUUGUGUGCUUGAACUGUGAAUUUUCCACAACCAUGCCAUGAUGAGCUUGAGCUUAAAUGUUUGAUAUUCAUGGUGGAAAAAUAAGUGUGGAGGGAUCACUUUUCCUCCCAAUGAGCAUUAUUUUAUGAAUGUUUCCACGUAUGGUGUAUGUUUCUCAGUUUGUGCAGGAUGGUUAACAUGGACCACCCAUUCCUUGUGGCGCUAAGGGGCUGCCCUUAAAUGGAAAGAGGCGUGUUUUUGGGCAUCCUCGAGAGUCGGUAACCAUUGGAAACUCGACUUCGCCCAGUUCGAGAGGCUUCAUUGUGGUUAUGAGGGAGGCAGUGGUGCACCCACAAUGGUGCCAAUUCCUUGAUCUUGAAGAUGACAUUUACGGGGAACUAUGCGUCGAGUUCUUCAUCACUUUAACCAUACGCAAGAGCCUUUGCCUACUCGGUCAUCCAGUACGCUGGGUCGAGUUUCGAUUGGGAGGGGAACUUUGCAAUUUGAGCUAUGAUGAGUUAGCCAGAGCCCUUGGAGUGGAAGCCAAACAUGAGGACGAUUGGGAGGAAGAUGCCACCCAAAGCUUCGACAUGAAUGCCGCAUUUGUGAAGUUUUGUCUUCCAAAGUACCGAAGGACAAAGUUUAAGUCGGCCCUCACAACGUCAUCCACACUCCAGCCCCAGUGGCGUGUCAUCGUUGCACUCCUGGCUCGUUCCCUCUACCCGGCUUACCACAACCCGAACAAGAUAACUGAGAGAAUCUUAUUAGCUUGUUCUUGCAUGGUGGACCUGUCUAGCACCCUACACCUAGGUUAAGUCAUAGCCACUUCUUUUGCUUUCUUCUUGCGUUCUUAGAUCCCUCUUACCAUGGUGAGUAACAUCAUAGUUUUCACUAGUGAGUAUGAUGGAGGCAUAAGAUUAGUCCACGCCCAAACGUUGAUUGUCUCGAAAUGUGUCAUCCCUUAGUCAACCCCUUUGAGCCUUGUGACUUCGAGGGUCGUUCUUAAGUUAGGAGCUUCUUGCUUGUCAAAGCAGUCAAAAUUGAGAUUUUAGCUAAAAUCGAAAACUGGGGUAAAAUCGAAAUCGUAAAAUCGAAUCCUAGAAUCGUAGGAUUUUAAGUACCAUAUAGAAAUUAACAUAUAAUAAUAUUAAUAAGGCAAAUCAUUAAUAAAACAAAGAAAUAAAACAUUUAAAAUGAUAAUUUUCAAGAUUAAUAUUUCAAAAUUAACAUUUUAAUUGUUAUUUAAUGCGUAACUCAAAAUAAUUUAUGAGAAAGGAAUAGAGCUCAUGGGGUUUGCCUCUUGUUGUUUAGGUAGUUUAACUCAAAGUAGUAUUCUGACAUCAUCUACUAAGUAUGAUUUAAAACUAAGAAUAAGUGAACUUCAAUAAAAUAAUUAAUGUCAUUGGUUUGGUACAAAUAUAUUCAUUAAUCAAUUAAUUUUUUAAUAAUGAUGUUAAUUCUUAUGUAUUUAUAAUAUUAUGACAACGAUUUUCCGAUGAGUUAAACAAGGGGAAGGGAAAAGGGUCGACUGAAUCCUAAUUUGGUUUUUUUUCUUUUCAAAUGUUCAUUUAAUAGGAAAAUAUCUUAGAAGAUCCUCGUCAUUGGCCUUUUCGCCGAAACAGGUCUGCUUCUUUUGAAUUGGCUCAAACCGCCUAUUUUGUUCACAUAGGAUCAAAAUUCCGAUUUGGUACGAUUUUACGAUUUUAAAGCCGAUUUUGAACGAUUUUAAGGUCUAUCAAUUUUAUAGUAAAAUAAGGAUCGGAAUCCCUAAGUAAAAUCCUAAAAUCCUACGAUUUUACGAUCAAAAUCUCGACUUUGACUGCAUUGGUCCUUGUGUCCCGGAGCUCUCACUUUUGAGUUCCUUAGCGGUUCUACAUAGGAGGUUUGUGUGCGGUUCUUGCUAGGAACGAAAAAUGAAGUGUAGUGUUGGAGUGAGUUCUUCAAAAAGAGAGCAUUGGUCGUUAAAUGUAUAGGUGGCAAGUGUUUUUACUCUAUAGUACCCCCUCAAAAAGAGAAGAAAAAGAAAGAAAAGAAAAGAAAAGAAAAGAGAAACGAAAAAGAGGUAAUCAAAUGGGGUAAAUAAAGUAGAGAGUGCCAUGAAAAACCAAAGUACAUGCUCUAGGAGGGGUUUCUUGGCACCCAAGCCAUUGAAACCCCCCACAUUGUUUUAGAUCUCCUUCACUACCAAACCUUAAUGUGCUAGCAAGAGUAGACCGAGGAAGAGUGCUUCAAUGUAGUUCAUGAUGGGUGAUAGUUUGGAAGGGAGUUAUAAGGUUUUUGGCCGAUUCUAGUGGUAUUUGGUUGAAGAGAAGGGUUUUAAUCGAAACCAUAGAACGUUCGGGUUUAGGUUGAAGAUGUAGAACCUCGUGUCAUGAUUGCCACCACCCAAAAAUCCUUUUUCCCAUGUCCAAGACAAUCGUCAGACAUCUAAAACCGCGUCUAAGACCUCCGGACAAGCUAGUGGUGACAACCAUCGCGUGAACUCUAUCAUUUAGAGGUUACCGUCGUGGUAUUGAGAAUAGAGCCGAGUGUUUAUGAUUUUGCACAUCUUUUCACCAAAAGGUCUCGACCCCACUGGUCAUGAGAGUGAGUGAUUCAUUCUUGUUUUGCAUGCCAUAUCAUACCCCGGUGAGGACCUUUGUUUCCUUUCCAUUUGUUCCUCGGACUUGAAUUCCAUGAAUGGUUGGUUGUAGUUGAUAAGUGGUCUUGUUGAGACUUGCAUUGAUCCAUGAACAAGGUGAGAACUUUUCGUUUCCCAUUUUUGGUGGCUUCGAAUGUCGUUUGUGGUAAAUGUCGGUAUUGCUUGCAACAAUCCAUGUAUUGACUGCAAAUGGCCAUUGAGAAUUCCCACUUUGUACCCUUUGAGAUGUCCUCAAAGUAUUUGUGAAGGUUGAAAUAUUACCUUGUGUGAAAUGGUUUGCUUGGAGACAAGCAAACGUCUAAGUGUGGGGGGGUGAUUCGUGCCUAAUUGUACAUGUUUUGCACCCAUUUUCCUUAGUCGUUUGUAGCAAUUUCGCUCCUAAAAGGGUGGUUUUACGCUUGGUUUCUCGUGUUUUAGUGUGUUUCAGGAUUUAAUAGGUGAAACCAGCCCCGGAGUCGAAAGUUGGACGAAAAGGAGCGAAAACCAGGAGAAGAGAUGAAAAACGGCGAGUUCACGGUUUUCCUUGGAUGCUCACGGUCUUGUAUGACCGUGAAAAAGAGUCGUUGUCCGUGAAUAUUGAGGCGCCCAGGGCCAAAAUGCAAGUUACUAAUGCAAGACAAACCAAAUAAGAAGGAGGCUAGGGUUUUGCUUCGAGGUGGGAUUUGGGGAGAUUCUCCCCAAGAGAAGUUCAGCACAAUGGUCUAGAAGAUUGGAAGCCUCCCCCAAGAUGGUUUCUACUUCUUCUCCUUGUGUUUCUCCCAUUUCUAGCAUGGAGUAUAUUUCUUUUCACUUGGGUGUUGUGAAACCCUAACUAGCUACCAUGUAGUUUCUUUUAUGUGAACUGGAUGAUUGUCAUUGGGUAUUGUUUAAUUCAAUGAUUGAGGUAUUAUUAAUGUGAUUGUGCAUGCUUGUGCUUAGCAAUCUAAGGAUUGUGCAUGUUUUGUGCUUAGCAUCCUUAGGUAGGGCUUAUAAACGGUCGGUAACCGGUUAAACCGGUUACCAAUCGACCGGUUUCCGGUAUACCGGAAGCAUGGCAGCCCCACCGUUUGCCGAUAUCGAUAUUCCCUCGGUAAACCAGUUACCGAAUUGCUGCGGUGGCGGUAAUUAUCCGGGUACCCGAUUACCGGAUGCGCUGAUUACGAAUGAUGAGGAGGACUAGCCUAUUUUUUGCUGCUUUGCUUUCCCAUUUUUGUGAGUUGGGAACUUGGGAAUUUUCAUAUGUCUACUCCACUUGGGAAUUGGCUAAUGCCUUGGUGGACGAUGGUGAUUGGUAAAACACUGAAAUUUGAAAGUUGAAACCUUUCUUUCAUUUUCUUUUCUGCUCCAUUAUUCAAUUAUCAAUUAUGGAAACAUGCCAUCUCAUCAUGCACUACACGUCUACACUACAGGUGGAGCUCAUAAAAGAAAGACAGAAAGGUAUGGGACGAAGACAAAAAUCAAUCACCAGUCUUCAAAUAUCAUUUACACCACAUGUAUUCUUUCUCUACCCCUCUUCUCUGGCUCGUCCCCUUCAAAAAUAAAAAACAGGAAGCUGCUGCGGCAAGGGAAGCUGCACCGACGGUGGAAUUAAUUAAUCAAUUAAACAAACAAUAUCACUAAAGCUGCUGUCGCGGGGAAGCUGCACCGACAACAUCAUCAUACAAGCAGUCAACAAGACAACCAACCUGAAAUUGACGAUGUUAUAGGAGACUGGUUCAGGGACACGUGCUGGGGUCGAUGGAGAAGACGCGGUGGGGUCGACGGAGAGUUGCGGUGUUGGCUGCUAGCCUGCUAUGUCGUGGUUUGUCGGUCUGAUUACACAGGCGUCAAAGAGGCAAAGAUUACCGAUUGGGGUUCCAAUUGGGCGGCGGGAGACUCGUGAGGGCUGGGUUAGGCAGACAGAGAGCGAGAGGGGAGGAGAAUUGCUAAAUUAGUAACCUGUAAUUCCUUUUCCUAAUAGAUAACCAAUUUUAUU